Haliotis rubra (blacklip abalone) is the source of this 1444-nucleotide messenger RNA. RefSeq lists its product as uncharacterized. Bases 115 to 1347 code for a protein of 410 amino acids. NCBI's taxonomy places the organism in Eukaryota, Metazoa, Mollusca, Gastropoda, Lepetellida, Haliotidae. The record is from RefSeq and is a predicted model, not a curated record. The transcript is spliced from 7 exons.
AAUACUCAUUAUUUGUGAAACUUAACAAUGUUUUCUCCAGCUUAUCAUAUCAGUAUUUGAUUAUUUGUGUACAGUAACAACGUUUUUAUCCGUAUCUCAGUUCAGUUUUUGAUCAUGUGUCGUCUAUUUAUAAACUGUACACUGCUUUCAGUAAAGUGUUUGAUUGUUUCCCAGCUCUUCGUAAACUGGACUGGCAGUGACUCUGAGAGUGGUAUCUAUGACUACGAGCUGGGGCUGAUGUCAGAUCCUUCUGGUGAAGCAGCUCCAGAUAUCCUGCCCUACACAUCCACUCAUCAUCAUCCUCAAUAUCAGGGCUACCAUCCUCGUCUCAGUGAGGGACAACAGUUCUACAUCGCCAUCAAGGCCAUCAACAAAGCUGGCAUCUCAACUGUCAGAGUUGUUGGACCUGUCACCGUGUAUACACGAUACCCUGCAUUUACUGGAUCAGUGACAGUGACGCUGAGACACAACUAUUUGAUUGCACGUUGGCCAGAGACAGCAUUCACAGACACUGGGUAUCUAAAAUAUGAAGCUGCAGUAGGAACUAAGGACGGCAAGUCGACAAUAAUCCCCUUCACGACGCUGCAGUCAGGAGGAGGUUGUACACUGACGUCGCCACCCACGUGUACAGCUGUCGCCCUCACAGACGUCCACUGGGACCUCCAUCACAGCCACACCUACUUUGUGUCAGUCAGAGUCACCAACAUAGUUGGACUGUCUACAGUGGCAGUGUCUGAACCCUACGUCCAUACCGUCAUGCCGCCGUUACGUGGUGUAGUAGAAGACGUUAUUCCAGCUGGAGAAGAAUCCUUGUUCACAAUACCGCGUACUGAUGACACAGACUACCAAAUAUCAACACGAACAUUAACAGCGAGAUGGUAUGGAUUUGACAAUGGAAUAACUGCCAUUACGUACACGGUUGGAAUUGGGUCUCAGCCAUUUACAACAGAUAUCCAGGCGCAUGUCUAUGUUGGAAGUGCAACCUUACAUUCUUUCACUGGUUUGAGCCUGCAUUGGAAAACGAAGUAUUUUGUGACUGUCGUGGCUGCUACCGAUGGCGGCGGAGACGUGACGGUGUCCUCUGACGGUGUGACGAUCAUCAGGCCCAAUGUUGACAUCACAGAUGUCAUUGUCAGAGAUGGCCUAGGAUGCAGUGAUUCUGUGAAUGGUGCUCUCCGAAGUGCAGUAAACCAGACGAGAUGUUCACGAGAUAACACAUACCAAGUAUCUACUUCAUCAUAUGCGGCCCACUGGGAUACAAGCAACUGGCUGCUCAGUUAUCCUGAUGUACAAUGGAGUUUGCAAAAAGAAAGUUCCUCGAACUGGUAUGUGAAGAUCGCUCGAUGACAAAAAGAUUAGCAUAGUCACGAUUGUCCUCAGGCCGAGUGGUUUAUUAAAUCAAUUUAACUUGUUAACUUACCUGCUGGAAAUGUAUCAUAAUUAG